Crotalus tigris (Tiger rattlesnake) is the source of this 2375-nucleotide messenger RNA. RefSeq names its product zinc metalloproteinase-disintegrin-like VAP1. Gene Ontology annotation, biological process: proteolysis. The transcript has 17 exons. Lineage: Eukaryota; Metazoa; Chordata; Lepidosauria; Squamata; Viperidae. Gene Ontology annotation, molecular function: metalloendopeptidase activity. Gene Ontology annotation, cellular component: plasma membrane. The record is from RefSeq and is a predicted model, not a curated record. Bases 16 to 1959 code for a protein of 647 amino acids.
CAUAUGAGGGCAUGAAUGAAGCUGAAGGACUCAUUCCUUGCUUCUCAUAGUCAACAGAGGAAGAGCUCAGAUUGGCUUGGAAGCAGGAAGAGAUUGCCUGUCUUCCAGCCAAAUCCAGCCUCCAAAAUGAUUCAGGUUCUCUUGGUAACUAUAUGCUUAGCAGUUUUUCCUUAUCAAGGGAGCUCUAUAAUCCUGGAAUCUGGGAACGUUAAUGAUUAUGAAGUAGUGUAUCCACGAAAAGUCACUGCAUUGCCCAAAGGAGCAGCUCAGCCAAAGUAUGAAGACGCCAUGCAAUAUGAAUUUAAGGUGAAUGGAGAGCCAGUGGUCCUUCACCUGGAAAAAAAUAAAGGACUUUUUUCAGAAGAUUACAGCGAGACUCAUUAUUCCCCUGAUGGCAGAGAAAUUACAACAUACCCCACAGUUGAGGAUCACUGCUAUUAUCAUGGACGCAUCGAGAAUGAUGCUGACUCAACUGCAAGCAUCAGUGCAUGCAACGGUUUGAAAGGACAUUUCAAGCUUCAAGGGGAGAUGUACCUCAUUGAACCCUUGGAGCUUCCCGACAGUGAAGCCCAUGCAGUCUACAAAUAUGAAAAUGUAGAAAAAGAGGAUGAGGCCCCCAAAAUGUGUGGGGUAACCCAGAAUUGGGAAUCAUAUGAGCCCAUCAAAAAGGCCUCUCAUUUAGAUGUUACUGCUGAACAACAAAGAUACUUGAAUGCCAGAAAAUACGUGAAGCUUUUCCUAGUUGCGGACUACAUAAUGUACUUGAAAUAUGGCCGCAAUUUAACUGCUGUAAGAACAAGAAUGUAUGAUAUUGUCAACGUUAUAACUCCGAUUUACCAUCGUAUGAAUAUUCAUGUAGCACUGGUUGGCCUAGAAAUUUGGUCCAACACAGAUAAAAUUAUCGUGCAGUCAUCAGCAGAUGUUACUUUGGACUUAUUUGCAAAGUGGAGAGCGACAGAUUUGCUGAGUCGCAAAAGUCAUGAUAAUGCUCAGUUACUCACGGGCAUUAACUUCAAUGGACCAACUGCAGGACUUGCUUACGUGGGCGGCAUCUGCAAUACGAUGUAUUCUGCAGGAGUUGUUCAGGAUCAUAGCAAAAUACAUCAUUUGGUUGCAAUUGCAAUGGCCCAUGAGAUGGGUCAUAAUCUGGGCAUGGAUCAUGACAAAGAUACCUGUACUUGCGGGACUAGGCCAUGCAUUAUGGCUGGGGCACUAAGCUGUGAAGCUUCCUUUCUGUUCAGCGAUUGUAGUCAGAAAGAUCAUCAGGAGUUUCUUAUUAAAAACAUGCCUCAAUGCAUUCUCAAGAAACCCUUGAAAACAGAUGUUGUUUCACCUGCAGUUUGUGGAAAUUACUUUGUGGAGGUGGGAGAAGAAUGUGACUGUGGCUCUCCUAGAACUUGUCGAGAUCCAUGCUGUGAUGCUACUACGUGUAAACUGAGACAAGGAGCACAGUGUGCAGAAGGACUGUGUUGUGACCAAUGCAGAUUUAAGGGAGCAGGAACAGAAUGCCGGGCAGCAAAGGAUGAGUGUGACAUGGCUGAUGUCUGCACUGGCCGAUCUGCUGAGUGUACAGAUCGCUUCCAAAGGAAUGGACAACCAUGCAAAAACAACAACGGUUACUGCUACAAUGGGAAAUGCCCCAUCAUGGCAGACCAAUGUAUUUCUUUCUUCGGGCCAAGUGCAACUGUGUCUCAAGAUGCAUGUUUUCAGUUUAAUCGUGAGGGCAAUCAUUAUGGCUACUGCAGAAAGGAACAAAAUACAAAAAUUGCAUGUGAACCACAAGAUGUAAAAUGUGGCAGGUUAUACUGCUUCCCUAAUUCACCUGAAAACAAGAAUCCUUGCAAUAUCUACUAUUCACCCAAUGAUGAAGAUAAGGGAAUGGUUCUUCCUGGAACUAAAUGUGCAGAUGGAAAGGCCUGCAGCAACGGGCAAUGUGUUGAUGUGACUACACCCUACUAAUCAAUCUCUGGCUUCUCUCAGAUUUGAUUUUAGAGAUCCUUCUUCCAGAAGGUUCAACUUCCCUCAAGUUCAAAGAGACCCAUCUGCCUGCAUCCUACUAGUAAAUCACCCUUAGCUUUCAUAUGGAAUCUAAAUUCUGCAAUAUUUCUUCUCCAUAUUUAAUCUGUUUACCUUUUGCUGUAAUCAAUCUUUUUCCCGCCACACAGCUCCAUGGGCAUGUACAACACCAACGACUUAUUUGCUGUCAAGACAAAAAAAAAAGGCCAGUUUACCGUUUGCCAAUUGCAAGCAUAUUUAAUGCAACAAGUUCUGCUUUUUGAGCUGGUGUAUUCAAAGUCAAUGCUUCCUCUCCCAAAAUUUCAUGCUGGCUUUCCAAGAUGUAGCUGCUUCCAUCAAUAAACUAUUCUCAUUCUGCA